Messenger RNA from Seminavis robusta, 1047 nucleotides. The record is from the annotation of a GenBank genome assembly. NCBI's taxonomy places the organism in Eukaryota, Bacillariophyta, Bacillariophyceae, Naviculales, Naviculaceae.
UGUUGAAGAUUCAGCCCCGCAAAAAUUAAAACUGCAACGGCGACCAUGACACCAUGACAGUCCACGCAGCCCACAAUACGGUAGGCAAUACAAACGCAAGGUUAACACCAAGCCAGCAACAGCGUUCUUAGUACCAAUACCUACCGGUACCCCCUCUCCCCACAUCCAGAUCCACCGUACUAGUAUCUCAUCCUGUCCUUUUGAAAGAAGGCGCAAUCUACGCUAUUAUCUUUCUCCAACAGAAUCAAAUCAUGCCCCUCCGCAUUCCUCUCUUGGCGUACGUACUCGUCAGCGCCCUGAUAUGUACGGCCAUUAGUGGCGGUAUGAACACGGCCAUUAGCUAUGCCCUGUAUGCCGGCAAAGAAGCCGAAACUAUGAUGUUUGCCUUUCCGAGUACCGUGGCGGGAGACGUGGUCUUGACGUGUAUUAUUGGGAGUGUCAUUACCUGGCUGAUUUCGGGACAACUCGCCUUGGGAGAUCUAGGUGAUGCGGGACCCCUGCGCAUUACAGGAUUGCCCUGGAAAAGUGCCGAGGAACUGCCGGGGACGCUGUUGGCCAAAUUGGCCGUGGCGUCGUACCAGCCCAUCUUGGAAAAGAAGAAAGAUGAUAAAGCUAGGACGCAUCCCGUACGAAAUUUUAUGUAUUGCGCCGCCACGGGUGCUCUGGUUGGAUUGGUAUUGUUGGUACCGACCCUCGGCUUGAUUUUUAUUUUGGCAGGGUAUUUUUCCGUAGAACACGACGCGACACCCGACGACGGAGUGAUUUGGGACAUGCCCACGCUGCUCCUUUAUAAGGGAAUGUUGGGAGCACUCAUGGGACUGGUGGAGCAACCGCUGAUUGUCUUGUUGAUUGCGACCAAGCCUGUUCCAGACGAAAUAAGCGAGGAAGAUGAAGAGUGCGGCAGCAGCCACAGCAAACCAACCGAGACGGCGACAGAAACCCCUGCUCAACAAUAGCACAGUAGUCACGCGCAACCAUAAAGUACUAAUAAUCCAUUCGCGCAUUGGUCUGGUGGUGGAAUAGAAUUAAUAAACGAAGAUCCACUGU